AUGGGGAAAAAAAGAACAUUUUUAUUUUGGCGCAUUUCUUGUGUUUUGCCACCGCUGGAGCUCUGGUGCGGUCACGAGUUUCGCCAGUUCUCUUCUUCCUUCAUCCCCCUGCACCUCUGCCGUGUGUGUGUUGUGUCUCCUGGCAUGCUUUUAUCUUUUUUUUUUUUGCGUAAAUGCAGGCACAGACAGCCACACGCACAAGACGCACAAAAUAUUGCGAUGUCCACGGACGAUCGUCUAUCAUUUCUCCUCCGGCAGUCUGUUGCCGCCUUUUUCCGUGGACAUGAAGAAGGGAGAGGCACCGGGAGAGGGCAAUACUGCGGUUCUCCUCCAUUUUGUGUGCAGCGCACCGCACGCAGCACAGUUGCUUUGAAAUGCAGCACCGCCCGGUACAUCGAUGGUGCACGAGGUGAGAGACGAUUCUUUUCCGCCGUUGGUGUACGUGAUUGUGCGUCUGCGGCGGAGUUGGCCCUUUUUGCGCGUUUGUGUCUCUUCUGUAGAUGUGCGAUGGCGGUGACGGUGGAGGAACUUUUUUUACUGCACUUUUGUGCGUUGCUGUUGGUGACCCCUGCGGGUGUGCGUGUGGCCCCAAAACAAAGUUGUUCGAGGGCUCACCUGUCGGCACGGUGGCCGCAGCGUGUGGCUGUCACUCUCUUUUCUUGGGAAUAUGCCGUGACUCUUUUACGUGCUUGUUGUUUCGGGGUCAAUGUGCUGGUGGCUGUGUGA
This is a messenger RNA of Trypanosoma cruzi, 726 nucleotides long. RefSeq lists its product as uncharacterized. Lineage: Eukaryota; Euglenozoa; Kinetoplastea; Trypanosomatida; Trypanosomatidae. The transcript has a single exon. Bases 1 to 726 code for a protein of 241 amino acids. The record is from RefSeq and is a predicted model, not a curated record.